Messenger RNA from Uloborus diversus, 5865 nucleotides. RefSeq names its product sodium/potassium-transporting ATPase subunit alpha-like. The coding region runs from base 93 to 3119 and encodes 1008 amino acids. The transcript has 21 exons. Gene Ontology annotation, biological process: intracellular potassium ion homeostasis; intracellular sodium ion homeostasis; potassium ion import across plasma membrane. The record is from RefSeq and is a predicted model, not a curated record. NCBI's taxonomy places the organism in Eukaryota, Metazoa, Arthropoda, Arachnida, Araneae, Uloboridae. Gene Ontology annotation, molecular function: P-type sodium:potassium-exchanging transporter activity; ATP binding; ATP hydrolysis activity. Gene Ontology annotation, cellular component: membrane.
ACUGGGUUGGGGCCAGAGCGAGUGUUCGAACUCAGCUGAGCACGCGGGAACAGCGUGCAACCAGAUUCGAAAGAGCAAGAGAAACCGCAGAGAUGACUCAGGAUGGGAAGGCCAAGUCGGGCAAGAAGGGCAAGCCUGAUUUGGACGACCUCAAGCAAGAGGUCCAGAUGGACGAUCACAGCAUUCCACUCUCAGAACUCUACCAGCGACUGCACACGAAUCCAGAACGGGGCCUAACGUCGAGCAAGGCGAGCGAGGUCCUGGCCCGGGACGGCCCCAACGCCCUGACGCCCCCCAAGAAGACCCCGGAAUGGGUCAAGUUCUGCAAGAACCUCUUCGGCGGCUUCGCGCUGCUGCUGUGGAUCGGAGCCGCGCUCUGCUUCAUCGCCUACUCCAUACAGGCCUCCACCUUCGAAGAGGCACCCGACGACAACUUGUACCUGGGCGUGGUGCUUUCGGUUGUGGUGAUCGUCACCGGAGUCUUCUCCUACUACCAGGAGGCGAAGAGUUCCAAGAUCAUGGAGUCGUUCAAGAACAUGGUGCCGCAGUACGCCAUCGUGAUGCGGGACGGGCAGAAGCUGACCCUCUCUGCCGAGGAGGUGGUGGUGGGCGACCUGGUGGAGGUGAAGGGCGGCGACCGCAUCCCGGCCGACAUGCGCGUCAUCCAUGCGCAGAGCUGCAAGGUGGACAACUCCUCGCUCACCGGAGAGUCCGAGCCGCAGACGCGCACGCCAGAGUUCACCAACGCCAACCCGCUCGAGACCCGGAACUUGGCCUUCUUCUCCACCAACUGCGUCGAGGGCACUGCCCGUGGCAUCGUCGUGAACACGGGCGACCGCACCGUGAUGGGCCGCAUCGCCAACCUGGCCUCGGGGCUGGAGAUGGGCGAGACGCCGAUCGCCCGCGAGAUCGAGCACUUCAUCCACCUGAUCACGGGCGUGGCCGUCUUCCUGGGGCUCGCCUUCUUCAUCAUCGCCUUCAUCCUCGGAUACUACUGGCUCGACGCCGUCAUCUUCCUCAUCGGCAUCAUCGUCGCCAACGUGCCAGAGGGACUCCUCGCCACCGUCACGGUGUGCCUGACCCUGACUGCGAAGCGCAUGGCGUCCAAGAACUGUCUGGUCAAGAAUUUGGAGGCUGUGGAGACGCUUGGCUCGACCUCUACCAUCUGCUCCGACAAGACUGGGACACUGACGCAGAACCGGAUGACGGUGGCCCACAUGUGGUUCGACAACCAGAUCAUCGAGGCCGACACCACCGAAGACCAGUCCGGUGUACAGUAUGACAAGACGUCUCCCGGCUGGGCCGCCCUUUCCCGCGCAGCCUGUCUCUGCAGCAGGGCCGAGUUCAAACCCGGACAGGACAACAUUCACAUACUCAAGCGUGACUGCACGGGUGACGCGUCCGAGUCCGCCAUCUUGAAAUGCAUGGAACUGGCAGUGGGUGACGUGGCCGGAUACAGAAGGAAGAACGCCAAAGUGUGCGAGAUUCCCUUCAACUCCACCAACAAGUACCACGUGACAAUCCACGAGACCCACGAGCAGAAGAACCCGAGCUACCUGCUGUGCAUGAAGGGAGCGCCCGAGAGGAUCCUGGAGCGCUGUUCCACCAUCUUCAUUUCUGGCAAGGACAAGAUCCUGGACGAGGAGAUGAAGGACGCCUUCAACAACGCCUACCUCGAGCUGGGAGGUCUGGGAGAAAGGGUCAUCGGCUUCUGCGACAUGCAGCUUCCGAGCGACAAGUUCCCCCACGGCUACCCGUUCGACGCCGACGAGCAAAACUUCCCCCUGGACAACCUGCGCUUCGUGGGGCUCGUGGCCAUGAUCGACCCUCCCAGGGCGGCCGUGCCAGACGCGGUAGCCAAGUGCCGCAGCGCAGGGAUCAAGGUGAUCAUGGUGACUGGCGACCACCCCAUCACCGCCGCCGCCAUCGCCAAGUCCGUGGGCAUCAUCUCCGAGGGCAACGAGACCGUCGAAGACAUCGCCAUGAGGUUGGACAUCCCCAUCGAAGAGGUAGACCCCAGGGACGCCAAGGCGUGCGUGGUGCACGGUGGUCAGCUGCGCGAGAUGUCGAGCGAGGAGCUGGACUGCCUGCUGCGCGAACACACGGAAAUCGUGUUCGCGCGCACCUCCCCCCAGCAGAAGCUCAUCAUCGUGGAGGGCUGCCAGCGGCAGGGAGCCAUCGUCGCCGUCACCGGCGACGGCGUCAACGACUCGCCCGCGCUCAAGAAGGCCGACAUCGGCGUGGCCAUGGGUAUUGCCGGAAGUGACGUCAGCAAACAGGCAGCGGAUAUGAUCCUCUUGGACGACAACUUCGCUUCCAUCGUAACGGGCGUCGAGGAAGGUCGUCUGAUCUUCGACAACCUGAAGAAGUCCAUCGCCUACACCCUGACGAGUAACAUCCCCGAGAUCACGCCCUUCCUCGUCUUCAUCCUGGCCGACGUGCCCUUGCCCCUGGGCACAGUCACCAUCCUCUGCAUCGACCUGGGCACGGACAUGGUUCCCGCCAUUUCUCUGGCCUAUGAAGCUGCGGAGAGCGACAUCAUGAAGAGGCAGCCCAGGAACCCGAAGAAAGACAAACUCGUCAACGAGAGGCUGAUCUCGAUAGCGUACGGCCAGAUCGGGUUCAUGCAGGCCGCAGCGGGCUUCUUCGUGUACUUCGUGAUCAUGGCAGAGAACGGGUUCAUGCCCUCGAGGCUGCUGGGACUCCGCAGCGAGUGGGACUCCAAAUCCGUCAACGAUCUCAAGGACUCCUUCGGACAGGAAUGGACGUACUUCAACCGCAAGACCCUGGAGUACACGUGCCACACGGCCUUCUUCGUGUCCAUCGUCAUCGUGCAGUGGGCCGAUCUCAUCAUCUGCAAGACCAGGAGGAACUCCAUCGUGCACCAGGGCAUGAGGAACCACAUCCUCAACUUCGGGCUGGUGUUCGAGACCGCCCUGGCUGCCCUCCUCUCCUACACCCCGGGCAUGGACAAGGGACUGCGCAUGUUCCCGCUCAAGUUCAACUGGUGGCUGCCGGCCCUCCCCUUCUCGCUGCUGAUCUUCAUCUACGACGAGAUCCGGCGUCUGAUCAUCCGGAGGAAUCCGGGAGGCUGGGUGGAGAGCGAGACCUACUACUGAGCCUCUCCUCACCCCUCUCAUCGUCUCUCCUGUUUCUCUGUCCGACAUUUCGCAUGAACAUGGAUCGGCAAUCCAGACACAUCCAGCUCAUCCAAAAACAAUUCAUGAACUGACAGAUCGGGUGCACUUCACCGAACAGACAUCUUUCCCUGCUGCUAACACAUCUCCUGGAAGAGUCGGUCACAUUUACAAAGAAAAAAAAAAUCGGAAUGCCUCCCCUAGCUAUCAUCAGAAGUAUCAUAGAACAUCACUGCCAACUGCUAAACCUUUUCGUACCAAAAGAGAACGCAGACAUCCCAGAAAGCAAAAAGUUCUGCCCCAGUAUUGCAUAAAGGUUGAAAUAUCAGCAAAGCACAUCUUGCAUAAAUGCUGCCACAGUAUUGCUCUGUAACUGCUGUCAGCAGACAGACUACCACAAUAUUAGCUGUCAAAGUGUAUGCAGCAAAAUGUCAUGAAAAUAACAAGGUAGGCUUCGUUUGCAAAGCUACCAUCCGGCUGCAAGGCUGCAAUAUUGUCAUGACAAUAUGAAAUCAGUCUCUAAGCAAGAUUAAAGUCCCCAUAUGAAAACGCUAGUUCAACUGAUUUUUUUGGUGCUGACAACAUGUAUGCAAUGUUGAUAUUGCAGCACGAAAUCAAUAUUGAGAUUUUAAGAGUGUUACAUACUUGUUAUUGCAAUACUGUUUCUAUCUUUAUGCAACCUUUAUGCAGCAUAAAAUACGCUCAUAUUAACUUCGUCAAUAUAAUAUCAAGAUCUGGAAAAGUUGAUGCAAGAAAUUUUGCUUUUAGGGAUCGAUCAGUGUCUUCGAGUGGUAAUUAUUUUCUAAUAAUUUUCAAGAUUACUUUUUAACCGAAUUUAUUCUUUAGAAAAAGUGUCAUCAAAAGCCCUGGGUCAUCUGGAAAUGUUCAUUAAAGUUGACUUCUUUGAGUAAAACCCAACAUCGAUGAAAUACAAGCAAAGAAUGUGUUGUUUUCAACUAUUCCUGCUUAGACCUUCAGGCCUUUUCAAUGGGCAGAGAAGUGCUUGUGAUUUCUCCCGAUUCUUCUCAGGAGGUCAAAGCAGCCGUCCAUCGGAACAGCAAGAAAAAUGUGUUACCCAAUCACGUGCCUUAUGAGUUUGGCGGGAAAUGAAUCGAAAAUAGAUCUGCUGCAAAGAAAUAUAUAAAGCGCAUAACUUAGGCUUGGUUUUGAACUGCAUUUUAGACAGCCAAAUGUUGACGCCAUGCUAAACUCACUCCCGGAUUGCCGACUCACAGUAUCUUCUAGACGCUCUAGACGCAGAAUGGAAUCUUAUUUAUUAAAUUAUCUAGAAACAAGUGGUUCGAAUGCUCGAAGCUGGCGCGAAACGGGGACAGAUAUCCUCACGUGAGGGACAUCAUUUAAAGGAAGAUAUAUAGAUCGUAUCUUCCAAAAUCGAAAGAAAGACAGUUUGUCGACAACACGGAAGGGGUCGAGGAAGCUGACCGAGUGUCGCGAUCACACUCAGUAGGUCCUCACCGAAAAAAAAAGGGAAGAUGCACAACCCAUAUUGGAUAGCAAUCCACCGGGCGGCAUAUGAACAAACUUUACUCUGCUAGAGACCAUGUAAAAAUUUGGAGACUGCUAAUUGGCUACCGUGUGAAAAACAUCUUCUGUCUUCUGUACAGCUUGUUUUGCACGCUCUAAUUGUUGCUUCAUUUCGAAACAAAACAUGUCUUCCAGACAUUAUGAAAAGAGAGGUCAAGAAUUUUAAACAUUCAAACGUGAAUUUAUAACUUCCGAGGAACGAAAUUAGUUCAUUAAGUUGGAUGUUGAAAAAAACAUGGCUGACACAUUUGCGGCGAAUGGCCAAUCAGGAGUCCCAAUACUAUUAUAAGGUCUCUAACUGAGUAAAGGUUGUUUAUAUGCCACCGGGUGAGAUAUUUUUACACAUGUAAUUUCACUUUAUUCCCAGAAAUUUUAACUUUGGAUUUUAUUUGUGACAUAUUCGAAUAUAAGGAACCAUUAUGCACAUUUUUAGUAACUUGAUAAGAAAAAGCACUUGAAAAGUAAUGAUUUGUACGUGUUGCGUGUGUGACUGCACGCAACACGUACAACACGUACUAAGAUUUUUUUUUAAUACAUGACAACAUUUUAGAAAGUCGUCAUAGAAUGAUACGUAAUGGUUCCUUGUACUCUAAUAGAUCAUACGUGAGAUCAUACGUAAAAGCAAAAGUUUAAAAUUGCAGGAAUAAAGCGCAAAUAUGUGAGCAAAUAAAUUGAGCUAAGAAUGAAUCUCGACGACUAUUGGCAACGACGUGAUUGCAGAGGUCUUCGGUUUGGGCAACCACAAUGAGGUUAUCCACCAAUUUUUCGAAUUCGUGCUGCCUUCCAAGCGACUGGAUCGGCAAAACUUCUCCAAGAUCACUUCCUCCAUUUCUUCCCUCUUGUCGACACUCAGAUCAGGUUUUACCUGGGAUCUCCCCCCCCCCUCCCAUGAGUUUAUUUCUGCCUCAGUGUUCGUGCCAGCGACCAACUGCAAGAACUGUGCCGGUGUAAGCAAAUGUUGCUCAGGAAUCAACAAAUAGCCCCUGUGCCUAUGAAAGUGCCUUUCCCUCGGAUGUCUUGGCAGAGUUACGGUUACGUGGUAGGGGAGCAUUUCUCAAAAUCUUGUCAGUCAUUUUAGAAGUUCUAUUGAAACGUAAAAAUUGCAUCAAAUGAAUAAAUUAGGCUACAAAAAAAAAAGAAAAAGAAAAAAAAAAAAAACAGAAAAGAAACAAAAAAAAAAAAA